This is a messenger RNA of Aspergillus pseudotamarii, 858 nucleotides long. RefSeq lists its product as uncharacterized. The transcript has a single exon. NCBI's taxonomy places the organism in Eukaryota, Fungi, Ascomycota, Eurotiomycetes, Eurotiales, Aspergillaceae. Bases 216 to 386 code for a protein of 56 amino acids. The record is from RefSeq and is a predicted model, not a curated record.
CGGCAUUUAGACAAGCGAACACUGAGAUUGAAUGGUGAUCGGAUUCCCACCAUCUUACAAGCUGUAUGUAGUAUGUAUAAUGACAAUCUCCCCUUUUCCAUUCCCGAUGACUUAAUGAGUGCUGGUUGCUCCUGGACGAAAUAGGAAAUGAGGGUUUCGGCCGCUCCCUGCCGGGCGAAAAUCGGACUCAAAGUUUCCACCCCCUCCCGCUCCACAUGAUGGCCGUGGUGGGGAGUGCGUUAAGUCCGUUCGUGGAUUAUUUCCGUGCUACUAGUAUGUUUUCUGGUGUACUUGCGUGGUUUUUUAUUUUUUUUUUUCCUUUUUGCUUACCUGCUUUUUGCGCUACUUUGGUCAUCUUUUGGCAGGGGGGUUGUUGUUUUCGCUAGUAGGUCGAUAGUUUGAAGACGAAUAUCAUAAUGUGUCAUGGUACUCCGUAGAAUCGGUGAUGACCAAGUUAUACGAGACUAUAGGUGAUUUUCGGUCGUGUUAUUAAGAUCGUGGCGAGGCGACUUUCCCAUGCCUGUGGUGGACGGCCGAUACUAGCGAUGCAAUGCCGUGGUUGGGAUGGGUCUGAAAGACUCGUUCUAACAGUACCGGGGGGCGAUCCUUAGCUUGGGUCCUUUUUGAUAUCGGUUAAGUGACCAUGACUCGAGUAGAUUGAUGAUUCUGAUUAUAUGAUCGUGUUUUAUGGAGCUAAGUGCCGUAGCACUGCUAAUGGGGAUGGGGAUCGAAACGUUGAUGGCUCUCAUGCUGUGCUAGUCCUUUCCCCCUUUUUGGUCGGUAGAUGGCUUAUUGCCGUUGCCGUUGAAGACGCAAUGAGCACCUGGUGGUCUAGGAUCAGGAACAGGAACAGGAACA